CACGCAUUCAUAAUAGCCCAAUGGCUUCCAUCUUCUCUCCAUCACCCAUCCUCUCUUCUUCUUCUUCUCCAAAAGCCUCUUCAGCUUCAAAUUCUCCUAAACCUCAAUUGUUCUUACAAACCCCAACCAAGCCAGCAUCAACUGCCAUAACUGUCAAGCCAACUGCCAUAGCCGCUGUCGCAGCAGCAGCAGCUGCCGCCCUAAUCUUAUCAACCACCCCUCCCUCUUUUGCUGACACCUCCACAUCGUACCUUGUCUACUACGGCACGGCCGCCAGCGCUGCUAACUACGGUGGCUACGGCGGCAAUUCGAGCAAAAAGGACUCAGCAGAGUAUGUAUACGACGUCCCCGAUGGGUGGAAAGAACGCCUUGUAUCGAAGGUGGAGAAGGGUACCAAUGGAACCGACAGUGAAUUCUACAACCCAAAGAAGAAAUCCGAGAAAGAGUACCUUACGUACCUUGCUGGGUUCAGGCAGCUUGCACCCAUGGACGUCAUCUUGAACAAUUUGGCCUUAUCGGAUGUGGAGUUGCAGGAUGCCAUCUCCAGCGCUGAUAACAUCAGGUCUGAAGAGAGGAAGGAUGAUAAGGGACAGGUCUACUAUGUUUAUGAGAUUGAUGGAUUGGGUUCGCAUAGAUUGAUCUCUGUCACCUGCGCCAAGAACAAGCUUUAUGCACAUUUUGUCAAUGCGCCAACACCAGAAUGGAACAGGGACCAAGAGACUUUGAAGCACAUCCAUGAAUCAUUUAGAACGGUUGGAUUAUUUUAGAUAUUAUGUAACAAUGUUCACGGUUGAUAAGAGGGAGGUUUUAAGUAUUAUGGAAUACAUUUUUGUUGAUUUGUCUCUGUGGCUAUAUCUACAUUUCUAGUUAAUCAAGAAGUGAAAUUUUUUACUUUGAUCC
This is a messenger RNA of Telopea speciosissima, 900 nucleotides long. RefSeq names its product thylakoid lumenal 19 kDa protein, chloroplastic. The record is from RefSeq and is a predicted model, not a curated record. NCBI's taxonomy places the organism in Eukaryota, Viridiplantae, Streptophyta, Magnoliopsida, Proteales, Proteaceae. The transcript has a single exon. Bases 21 to 767 code for a protein of 248 amino acids.